Molecule: messenger RNA, 801 nt
Organism: Halteromyces radiatus
Lineage: Eukaryota; Fungi; Mucoromycota; Mucoromycetes; Mucorales; Cunninghamellaceae
Exons: 6
Coding region: 1-801 (266 amino acids)
Biological process (GO): mitotic sister chromatid biorientation
Cellular component (GO): DASH complex; mitotic spindle polar microtubule; mitotic spindle pole body
Source: RefSeq, a predicted model, not a curated record
AUGACACUGAAAAGUAAACGAUCUUUAGAAAAUGAUGUAUCACCACGGAAACGAUUUGAAUAUGGAUUAGACGAUAAUAGAAACAGAUCCAGUCGAGUCACACAUACAACAACAACAAAUAUUACAGCGGCAAACACGACAACAACAGCAUCUGAUCCUUCCACCACUUGCUUUGAACGAUUGACAAAAUCCUUAUCCUCAGUGAACGCAGCAUUUACUACCAUGAAUGAACAAUUUGAUCAGUUGAAAAAGGUGGACGAUUCGUUAUCUAGGUUUAAUGAUGCUUUUGGUGCCUUUCUGUUUGGACUUUCAGCCAAUGGCGCGACUAUUCAUUGGCCUAAUGCUCCUGGUAAGAUUGAUUUUGAAACAUAUUCUUCUUGGCAAGAUCGAUCAAAAUCAAUAGGGACGGAUUUACUUGGGAAUAAAAAGGGUACAGCAGCAACCACAAAAACUUCAUCAUCAUCAUCAACAGGAAACGCUCAGUCUUCAGAUACCCAAUCAACACACAAAACAUUGAAAUUCGCUACAAAGAUCAAUAUUCGAAAGAUCAUCGAUCAUUUACCAUUGAAGUAUCGAGAACAAACGGAACAUAUGAAAACAAUGGAAACAGUGUUACGUGCUUUACGUUCAAAACCAGAGGGAAUGAACAUGGCAACGAUAGUGGAACAAGUGAAAUUACCAAAAUACCGUGUGAAUGAUUGUUUGAAUGCACUGGUCCAUAGUAAAGAUGUUCAUAAACAUAACCCCAAGGGCCAACUGGCAGUGUAUCGUUUAGAUCCUGUUCGAUAUCCAUCUAAUUAG